Molecule: messenger RNA, 1042 nt
Organism: Acanthopagrus latus (yellowfin seabream)
Lineage: Eukaryota; Metazoa; Chordata; Actinopteri; Spariformes; Sparidae
Gene: ccl25a
Product: chemokine (C-C motif) ligand 25a
Exons: 5
Coding region: 32-463 (143 amino acids)
Biological process (GO): immune response; G protein-coupled receptor signaling pathway; inflammatory response
Cellular component (GO): extracellular region
Molecular function (GO): chemokine activity; CCR chemokine receptor binding
Source: RefSeq, a predicted model, not a curated record
GUACAAAGGUGCGCUGCGUGAAACAAGAUCCAUGAUCGAGCGGUUUAUAAGAGCGCCUCGCCUCACCUGCACAGACACAAGACGAGAGCUGCAAAUCGCACGUGCAUCUGAGCAGCAGAGAUUUGGGACCACAGACUGCGCCAUGGGGUUCAACACGCUGUUUUUCCUGCUGAUCACAUCUUGUGUUUGCCUUGCAUUGGCACAAGCAUAUGAUGACUGCUGUUUGAAAUAUGUGACAAAAAUGGGCCAUGGCGCAAUGAAACAUGCAGUGGACUACAGAGAGCAGGUGACUGAUGGAGGCUGCAACAUCCCUGCUACAAUCUUCAAAAUGAGGAGGGGGCGAGAGGUAUGCACAAACCCCAGAGAGUUGUGGGUCAUAGAACUGAAGGAGAGGAUUGACAUCAAGAAAGCCAGAAGGGGGCCCUUCAGGAAGGCUGGUUCACGACGCCCGUAUAAAGGCUGAGGGCAGCCACCUGCAACAAUGAUUCCUACUGUCCUCCCUCUGCCAGAUCAUUAAGCAACAAGCAGUUUUAUGGUAUCUUACUGGAAGCCAAGCGAAUAAGGCUGGCCAAGGAAAUCUUGUAGCGCUACUUUUACUUUCACUGUGCCCUAAGACAAAGGUCAAAAGCUUGGAUGGAAUCGCAAAAGCGAUUGGACUGCUGAUUCGACUGGCCAGCGCACGCUACAUAAAAGAUAUAUAUAUGCCUAGCAUGACUGCUUUGACCGCUUUCUUGCCUCCUGAGACAUCAGAUAUUGAAUAAGCUGUUAAUUAAUGGUGAUGGAUUGUAAAAUGAUGAUACAUAUUUGUAAGACUGAGAGUAUUCGUUGCACAAUGUUUCCUGAUGUCGAUCAAAAACUUGUUUAUGUGAAAGCUUCAAUCGUUAAAUGUAAAUGCCUCUCCGAAUGUGUGUCAUAGAAAAGGAGAAACUGUCUUAAUUGUCUUCUUAAUGGUUUAUAUGUCUUUUUCAUACAUUUUGUGUAUAGAUAUUAUUACAGUAUGUUUGUCAUAUAAGCAUUAUUGCAAUAAACUUACUUAAAACUA